Rotaria sp. Silwood2 is the source of this 492-nucleotide messenger RNA. The record is from the annotation of a GenBank genome assembly. NCBI's taxonomy places the organism in Eukaryota, Metazoa, Rotifera, Eurotatoria, Philodinida, Philodinidae.
AUGAGUGGAAUUAAUCCUGAUUUUCAGAAAGAACUUUCUCGACGUAAAUCGUCUAUGAAUACAUUAAAUGAAUUUUUAAGAUAUGCUAAAAUUGAACAAGAUUUAUAUGAUACAUUUGAAAAAUCUCAUCGGCUACCAAUGGAAUCUACAAAAUCUAAUUUUCAAAUUAAUCAUCAACAAAUUUCUUCAUUGACAAAUAUGAUUGAACAACCAAAACAACAAUAUCAAUUUAUGAAUAAAAUUAAUCCUCGCAAUGAUUGGAUUAAUUCAAAUCAUGUACAUCUUUUUGGCGAUCAGAAAAAAUUAACAAUUCCUGAUAAAUACGGUCAAUUAAUUUCAAUCCCGAAUGUGGAACCUAUUGACAUUAAUUAUCCAGCAUUAUUAGUCAACAAAAUUACUGUUCCUUCAUAUUCACAAGCAUUAGUUGAUAUUGCAUGUAAAGUUAGUGAUGCUAAUGAUUUUAUAUUUGAACCAUAUGAACGUCAUAUAUAA